AUGCAUCAUUUAUCUCAACAGUCAACUAUAAUUGGUCUAUCAACAGUUGCGGGUUGGGGACUAUUUAUGCGAGAAGAAGCCAGAAAGAGCGAGUACAUUGGUGAAUACCUUGGUGAAAUUAUAUCACAUGCAGAAGCUGAUCGACGAGGAAAAAUUUAUGAUAAACGUCGUAGUAGUUUCUUGUUUAACCUGAACAUAGACACAGUAAUUGAUGCCACUAGAAAAGGCAAUAAAUUAAGAUUCAUAAACCAUUCAAAUUCGCCUAAUACAAAUUGCCGUGUGGUUAUGGCAAAUGGAGAACAUCAUAUUGCUAUCUAUGCUGCUCAACUUAUAAAACCCGGCGAAGAAUUGUUUUAUGAUUACCAAUAUGAUGGUCACGCUCUAGAGUUUUGGAAUGAUGAAGAAAUUACAUUAUUCAAUAAAUUACGUGAAGUGUUUGGUACUAAAAGUUAUUGUACAUUAGCCACUAUAAUCAAAUCUAAGCUUUGUAAAGAGGUUUAUCAAAGAUCACAAUUUGUUGGUAACAUUAUUGCAAGCAAUGAUGAAGAGCCAAGAAUAAUUAAUAAAAAAGCAUCAAAAAGAGCAGUAAUAAUUGAGAAUGAUGCCUGGUGA
Messenger RNA from Entrophospora sp. SA101, 612 nucleotides. Lineage: Eukaryota; Fungi; Glomeromycota; Glomeromycetes; Entrophosporales; Entrophosporaceae. The record is from the annotation of a GenBank genome assembly.